AUGCCCGACGAGGAUGUGCAGGAGGUUCAGGUUCCCAAAGAGUUCGUCGCGAAGCUGACGGGCGAGGGAGGACGAUUGCACGAGCUGAAGCACAUGGCUGGUUCAGAUAUCACCAUCACCUUUCAGACUCGACCCGAGCUGGUCAACAAAGCGGUGGCCGUCAUCCGGGGUCCAAAGGUUAGCGCAAGCCUUGGGGCCAUCCUUCUGAUGCAGGAACUCAGCGAGCUGAUUCAAAUACCAGUUUGCCGCUUGACCUGUGCCGUUGUGGGCUGA
This is a messenger RNA of Symbiodinium natans, 273 nucleotides long. NCBI's taxonomy places the organism in Eukaryota, Dinophyceae, Suessiales, Symbiodiniaceae. The record is from the annotation of a GenBank genome assembly.